This is a messenger RNA of Polyodon spathula (Mississippi paddlefish), 5341 nucleotides long. It is a transcript of the gene uspl1, whose product is annotated as ubiquitin specific peptidase like 1. Gene Ontology annotation, biological process: Cajal body organization; protein desumoylation. Gene Ontology annotation, molecular function: SUMO binding. Lineage: Eukaryota; Metazoa; Chordata; Actinopteri; Acipenseriformes; Polyodontidae. The record is from RefSeq and is a predicted model, not a curated record. Bases 1610 to 4867 code for a protein of 1085 amino acids. The transcript has 8 exons. Gene Ontology annotation, cellular component: Cajal body.
AUUAUUAUUUGUUUGUAUUAAUAAAAUUAAGUUGGUUCCUAAGUACAUUUUUAAAUAUUGAAAAACACUGUGACAGGUGUUCCUGUAUAUUAUAAAUACCGAAUGGCUGCUGCCAGGCUACAUACAGUAAGUACAUGCAUUAUGUAAAGUCAUUUUUUACACAUGUAAAUACUUUUUUAGGUAGAGGAGUAAGUAAUCACCGACUUGGGCAAAACAAAAAUAAACAAAACAAAAAAAAUAAACAUUUUAUUUUUAUACAGACGAAUCCGUAAGUAUAUUUAUAGGUUAAUAAACUAUUUGUAAAUAACUGUAGUAUUUGUACACCUCUUUGGGGUUCUAUAGUUUUUAUUAGGAGUCUGUAUUACAAACUAUAGUGUGCAUUUAAUAGUUGAUGGGAUUGUAAUUUCUUGAACAACAGUGGCUUCGUUUUUAGUACUUGUGAUGUGAGCGGUUUUAUUCUGACAUUGCACUGUACAGCACACUGAGUAAGAACGAAAUGAAAGAAACGGGGCAUAUUACAAGCAGACAAUAUUUAUUAAAACAGAAUGGUUCGCGUUUGGCAGAAAUAAAGUCAUAUAUUAUAGAAGGUUAGAAUGACAACUUCAGGUUUUUACAAAGCAAAACAUAAAUUCACCUUUACCAGUGGUAAUAAAAACAUGAAAUAAUCUUUCUCAGUAACUUUGGUGACAUCUACUGUUAUGUAUAACAAAAUCAACAAAGCUUGCAGACUGGUUGCCUUUCCAACAUGUUGAUUGACCCAACUAGAGUUAAAUGAUGGUUAUACCAUCUUUACAAUUAUUUCCUUUAAAGUAUUUGUUUGUGACAAAAGUAUUGCCACCCCUGCUUUAGUAUUUUGUGAGCCCUCCUUUUCUUUUUAUUAUGGCUUUCAGACAUUUUAUGAUAAUUCAGCCAGUAAGUUACAUCUUGCUGGUGAAGCCUGAGUACAUUCUGUUUUGCUUAUUUCCUUCAAUUCAGACAGAUUGGAUACACAAUGCUUGGCUACAGCUUUUUUCAGAUCAGUCCAAAGCAUUUCUAUUGGAUUGAGGAGUGGUGAUUUGCGAAGGCCAUUUCUAGAACCUGUGUUUUGUUUUCUUCAAGAAUUCCACAGUUGACAACAAUAUGCUUUGCGUGGUUGCCGUGUUGGAAGUUGAGCGGAUGGUGUCAUUGUACUUUUUAAUAGAGGAAAUGAACCUUUAGGAAGCCUUUGGCUAUAUAACUUGUGUGUUACACCAAGUGUUCAGCCUACGUUACAGUGCAGGAGGGUGUGCUCAAAACUGUAACGCACGUAGUGUGGACUAUGCCUUGUAUGCCUGCUGUGGAGAAUACGAAUGGUUAGAUGGCAAUUGUUUGCAUCAAGGUAGUACUCCGUCAUCAAGAUUAAGCAAAAGAUUGCAGUAUUAUCUAGUAAAGUUUUUAAUCAAAGUAAAUAAGUUAUUUUUUUAAUGUGUCUAAAAUCUUACAUCAGUUAUGAUAAAUAAGAGACUUUUUGCCAAGAUGCAUAUAACCUGUGUAUCUUAUAAUAUUUUUCAAGAAAUGUUUUUUAUAUUAUUCUAACAUAUUUUCCCAUUUGUUUUGUAGUGUUUGCUGAGGUGUGUCUGACUCCAGUGAUAUGGUAAUGUUUAGCAAAUGGCUAGGAAUGGAAGCUCACCCGACGACCUGCAGUGAUUUGCCAAUGAGUGGCGAAGGCAUUGAUAUAGGGGUACCUUCCCUCCAAAAGGCGGGGUAUUUGGGAAAAAAUCUAGAGCGAUUUCAAUUGGAAGCUGAAGAUAACUGUCCUUUAUGUGCUGUAAAGGGACGGACGCAAGCUUUACAAGUAUACCGCAUCAAUCUUCAGGAGUCCAUUGCUCUUUGUGGAAAUCCACAGUGCAUCUUUCCCCUUGGAUGUAAACCCCUGGCUGAUGUUUUGAUAUCCGGCAGCGCAAAAGGGAAGUUGGCACAGUCUAAGGCAAAGAGAAAACACAUCUGCACCAGCCCUGGGAAUACACAAAUUGACCUUCCAUCAAAGCAUCGCAGGAGCGCAGAGGAAAUCAAUACAGAGGAGAAACCAAAGUCUGUUUUUGAAACGCCAGUAAAUGGUUUAGCUUGUGAACCAAGUGCAGUUAGUUUAGGCAACAGGCAGCUUUCUGGACCUUGCUUGUUAAAAGAGAAUCAUCAUGAAGUUAAUGGGGUGGUCGAUUCACUGAAAACAAAUGAGGACGUCGCUCAGAAACACAAUCUUAAUAUGACUGCAUGCAUCCUUGGCAAGGAAGAACCCCCCUCUGUUGAAGAUGAUCUAGGGGAGCUUGCUGAGAUAAAUCAAGAAGAAUGGGUUCCUGUGCCUCGCUGUUUGUACUGGAAGAACAAGCAUGCACUCUGCUGGCUAGACUGUUUAAUGGUGGCUUUGGUCCAAUCAAGAGCUGUGAAAGAAUGUGUCAUAAAUCUGAACACCGAGUCUGCAAUCAAGAGGUUAUGCACAGUGUACGAGAAAGCGUGUACACUUUUAACGGAGCAAGGAAAGGAAAACGAAGAUGGAGUCAUUCAGGCCCUUUCAGGAACAGUUGCUCUGGCAUACAGUUAUCUGGAUGACAUCAGACUUUCUCUCUUCAAUCUUCUGCAACCUAAGCUACGCUGUACAUUAGGAGAACAAGAAAGCCCAGUAUUUGCUCUGCCACUGUUUCUGAAGCUAGAUCCUCAGACGGAAGAGCUGUUUAAGCACACAUACUCCUGGAAGUUUGAGUGUUCUGUGUGUGGAUACACCUCCCAGGACAGGUGUGAGAAGACGCUCACAACAUUUACAGAUAUUGUUCCAGAGUGGCAUCCUCAAAACGCAGUUCAUCGCUCACCCUGUAAUAAAUGUAAUCGGAAGUUACAGAGGAGGAGGAUGGUAUUGGAACGGAUAUCCUCUGUCUUCAUGCUGCACUUUGUCGAAGGACUGCCUCAUAAUGAUGUAAAUGCCUAUUCAUUUGAUUUCCAAGGGAAGUUGUAUAAAGUGUCCACUGUAAUUCAGUACAGUGAAGACCCGAAGCACUUUGUUUCCUGGAUAUCUAACACUGAUGGUUCCUGGCUUGAAUGCGAUGAUUUAAAAGCCCCAGCCUGCUGUGUUCACGAGCAGUUGGAGGUAUCUCCUUGUGAAAUACAUAUCGUCUUUUGGGAAACAAAUGGUGAAAGCACUCGCAAGGAACCCCAAACCAAGGACAACUUUUUGGAACCCGUUCUUAAAGUGCCUGAAAAACCUGAGGAUUCUGGCGCAGAAUGUAACCCACAUGAAUUAUCACUGCCCUCCCAAGAAGCAGAGAUUGAUAUUACAGAGACCCCUUCUGUUAACACCAACAUAAACAACAGUAUUGAAAACAGCUGUAACAGUAGCUAUCUGCAGAGUGCGUUUGAGGGUCUAUCACCAGAGGAUGUCAUUACACUUACUCUUGUAGAGGUUGAUCCUGUAGGAAAACUGUCGGACAGCUCCCAGAUUACAGACCCUGUAAAACUGAGUGAACAGAACAAAUCACCAAACGGGAACCAGGUGUUAGAAGAUCAAUCACAGGUAAUGGCUGCAGAUGAUGCUUACUUCGAUGACACUGACAGUCUGUUGGAUAACUGCAGUGGUGGUACUCUUACUGCAGAAUCUGUCUGUACAACUCGGAAGGCAAGCCCGAAAACUCUUACUGCACCAAGCACCCCAAAGACAGCUGUAAGGCGCCCAUCUCGUUCAAUCACUAACACUGCAGGUUCUCCAAAGAGUCCUUCACCUACUCCUCUGGCUUCAACUCCAUUGUUGGUGGGUGGUAAAACCACUACACCUAUUUCCUCAUUUAGCAAUGGAUAUGCUGUUUCCACAGCUGUGAAUGGAAACAAAAGCAGCGGAGCACUAUGGACCAGUAGUUUACUGAAGAAGCACCCGUCAUUGGCGCCCUUAAAUGCUUUAUUGAGUAAGCAUCCUUUACUUCCAUCUACCAGUCAAGUGCAUUUAAACCGUAAUAAAGAUAAACGCGAGCUGCAAAAGGUUUCAGCAGUCGUCUCUGAUGUCCAGGUACCAGUAAAAGGAGCAGAUAAGUUUGGUGGCUUUAGAUCUAAAGGCCUCACGAAACCAGGGACUGACUCAGCGAACUUGACCAGAGCACAAGAUGUCAACAAAGGGGAUUCCAUAAAGCCUGCUGCAGAAAAACUCCCAUGUGCAGAACCUGUAAACCUGGCCAUAAGCAAGAACAAAGGUAUUCCUACUUCUACAGCCACUGCUGCUCCACCUUGUAAUGUUUACAAACUGGAACCCAGUAAGCCAGCGGAAAAGAAAACCCUAGCACUUGAAGGUCUUGAAAAGACAGACAAGCUUCGCUACAAGCUCCUGAAAAAGCUCAAAGCAAAAAAGGAGAAGCUGGCGUCGCUCAAUCGGUUGCUGACCACUCCACAGGCGGUUCCAGAUGGGAGGGCCGGGCCCUUAAGAACUGCCAGCGACUCCACAGCUCGCUUUAAUAAAAGCAGCAAAAUGCAACGACUUGACAGUACAGACAGCGAGUCUGUGUAUACUGCUAGCGCAAGCACUUCCUUGUGCAGCAGCCCAAGUUAUGAUGAGUUCUUUGCCGACCUCUUAUCUCCUGCUACAACAACUGGCACUGCGUCUCCUGACGAUGCAAACGCAGUGAUGCUGGAGGCACUGGCAAGUGAACAGAACAAUGGAGGGCUUGCAGACGGUACUAGCAUGGACCACAACUGUUAUAACUUCACCCCUGUGGUGCAACCUCAGGCUUAUACCCCUAAGACUCGCUGUGCUGAAGAAAGCUUCUUUAGUCCCGCAAAAGAAGAUCUUUUCUCGGAACUCCUGUCAACCUCAACGUUGCAGUCUUACGGAGUUGAAAGUGAAGACCUUCAUCAUUUUGAUGAGAACUUUUUUUGAAGUGUUGGGAUGUGUGUAGAUGCUUUAGGUAAUGUGGGUUUUGUUAUAAGUUAUUGCCACUCAGCACUACACAUGCUUUGUUAGAGUGCACAACUUGAAUAAAUGAGCAUUUCAAAUAUUGGUACAUAUGUUAAUAGCCAUUGCUUUUUGUAUAUUACAAAAUGUUUUAUAUAUGUGACAGAUGAAGAUGGUAAUUGUGUUUGUUCAUCGUGUUAGGUUAACUUCUUUUAUAAUCUCAUUCUGAACAUGGUUGCAUGUUUGUCAUGCUAAGCUGAUGUAAAACAGUUGCCAUUGAUCGCAAUAAGAUGGUGUCUGCUAGAAUGAAGUGGCCCAGUGAUCCCACACUAUUUUUAUACAUUUUCUUGUAUAGAUGUUUGUUUAGAAAGUGUGUGGCUCAUGUGACUUGUGAAACUAGACAUUCUCAAUGGUGGGUGAAUGAAUCAUCCUUCAGAAUAAAAUUGGACUUAAUCCCUA